AUGUCCUUUGAUACUCUAUCUAUUUGGUUGGAUACUAUUAUAACUAAGCUUAGCAUUGAAAUUGAUAUACAUAAUAUCACUACUGAUGAGAAUACUGCGAUUAUUGGUAAGCGUAUUACUCGGAAUGCACUAAUGCUAAGGUUGGACCAGUAUUCAUACGCUUAG
Molecule: messenger RNA, 165 nt
Organism: Perkinsus marinus ATCC 50983
Lineage: Eukaryota; Perkinsozoa; Perkinsida; Perkinsidae
Exons: 2
Coding region: 1-165 (54 amino acids)
Source: RefSeq, a predicted model, not a curated record